Thlaspi arvense is the source of this 1278-nucleotide messenger RNA. The record is from the annotation of a GenBank genome assembly. NCBI's taxonomy places the organism in Eukaryota, Viridiplantae, Streptophyta, Magnoliopsida, Brassicales, Brassicaceae.
AUGAAACAUUUUUUCUGUGUCUUUCAUGUGAUACACACAAAACCUCUCAUAGAUAUACGUGCGAUUGUUGAUUGUGUCGAGCUGGUUCCGGCGCCUUUUCAUAGACAAGGGGCUGGUGAAUCUGUUCUGGGCAGCGAGGCCUUUGAGUUCUUGGUGGCUUCAGCUUCAGGAAACGUCUUGUCAGAGUUUGUGCCUGCGGCAUCAGGGGAUUUGGGCGUCCAGCAAGCUCUGUGCAAGGUGGUUGAUGGGUCAGAUUGGACCUAUGCCAUUUUCUGGCAGGUCUCAAAGUCAAAAUCGGGAAAUUCAGCCUUGAUUUGGGGUGAUGGACAUUGCAGAGAGCCCAAGGGGAAAUUAGAGGAAGGGGAUAGGAAAAAGAGGGCGUUGCGGAAGCUGUAUGCUUGCUUUGGAGGGUCAGAGGAAGGUAACUUUGCGGCAAAAUUGGAUUUGGUUUCUGAUGUGGAGAUGUUCUAUCUCACGUCAAUGUACUAUUCUUUCCCGUUUGACAAGCCCUCCAGCCCUUCACAAUCAUUUAACACUGACGGUGGCUUUGAUUCCCUAAAAUCAGGAGUGGUGGAAAUUGGCUCUGUUAAGCCUAUAGCCGAAGAUCAAAGCCUAAUUCAGACUGUCAAAACUGCAUUUGCUGGGCCUCUGCCCUUACAGGCGAAGGUGUUGCCGAAGAUAUUCGGGCAUGAACUUAGUCUUGGCAGUGCAAAGUCACGGCCCAUGACCAUAAGUUUCUCCCCCAAAGUGGAAGAUGACUCGGGAUAUGCAUCAGAGUCUUAUGAAGUUCAGGCUGUAGGACAUAAGCAAGUUUUUGGGAACUCUUCUAAUGGGCCUCGAAGUGAUGAUGGUGAAGCAAAACUAUUUAACCAAAAGAGAGGAAGAAAGCCUGCCAAUGGGAGAGAGGAGCCUCUGAACCAUGUUGAAGCAGAAAGGCAGAGAAGAGAGAAGCUUAACCAGAGAUUUUAUGCACUAAGAGCGGUUGUUCCUAAUAUUUCAAAGAUGGACAAGGCCUCUCUCCUUGGUGAUGCUAUUACAUACAUCACUGAGCUCGAGAGGAAGAUAAGGAUCUUGGAAACUGAAAAGGACAUGGUUGGCAAUAAGCAAAAACAAUUGGCUGUACAGAAAUUGAUUUUCAGGCAAGGCAUGAAGAUGCCGUUGGAACAUCAACUCAUAGCACAAGAGUCUAAGGUUUCAACAACAGACAGUGGCGAGAUUGUUCAUACUUUCUCUCUCCGGACUCAAAGUGGCGCUGUUGAGCAUUUGAAGGAAAAACUG